Agelaius phoeniceus (red-winged blackbird) is the source of this 1734-nucleotide messenger RNA. Its product is annotated as general transcription factor IIH subunit 2. NCBI's taxonomy places the organism in Eukaryota, Metazoa, Chordata, Aves, Passeriformes, Icteridae. Gene Ontology annotation, cellular component: transcription factor TFIIH holo complex; transcription factor TFIIH core complex. Gene Ontology annotation, molecular function: zinc ion binding. Gene Ontology annotation, biological process: regulation of transcription by RNA polymerase II; DNA-templated transcription; nucleotide-excision repair. The record is from RefSeq and is a predicted model, not a curated record.
CCUGGCUGCGAGCGCGGGCCGGGCUCGUCUCCGUGUCCUGCGGCUCUACUCAACCUUCUUCGGCUGCCCUUGGGCCCCUUCGGCCAUUCUCACCUCCCUCAGUGUCCCUCGGCUCCUCUCAGACCUCCUCUCACCCUCCUCUUCUUCCCGCAGUCCUCCUCGUCACCCCUGAACUCCCUCAUCUCCCCGGAGCUCCCCUGAUAUUCCCUCAGCGCCCCGCAUCUCCCCUGGUCUCCCCUCAGCCGCCGCGGAGAUGGAUGACGAACCCGAGCGGACCAAGCGCUGGGAAGGAGGCUACGAAAGAACAUGGGAAAUUCUUAAGGAAGACGAAUCCGGGUCGUUGAAGGCAACCAUCGAGGACAUUCUCUUCAAGGCAAAGAGGAAAAGACUUUAUGAACACCAUGGACAAGUUCGGCUUGGAAUGAUGCGUCACCUUUACGUGGUUGUUGAUGGAUCAAGAACGAUGGAGGACCAAGACUUAAAGCCAAACAGACUUACUUGCACUCUGAAGUUACUGGAAUAUUUUGUUGAAGAGUACUUUGACCAGAAUCCUAUUAGUCAGAUUGGCUUAAUUGUAACCAAGAGUAAAAGAGCUGAAAAAAUGACAGAACUCUCAGGAAACUCAAAAAAGCAUGUAACUGCUCUGAAGAAAGCAGUGGAUAUGAACUGCAGUGGAGAGCCUUCUCUAUAUAAUUCCCUAAAUUUGGCCAUGCAGACUUUAAAGCACAUGCCAGGACAUACGAGCAGAGAGGUUUUGGUAGUCCUCAGCAGUCUUACGACAUGUGAUCCAGCCAACAUCUAUGAUCUAAUUAAGUGUUUAAAAGCAGUAAAGAUCAGAGUAUCUGUCAUCGGCCUAAGUGCUGAAGUUCGAGUUUGUACAGUACUUGCCCGAGAAACUGGUGGAACAUACCAUGUUAUUUUGGAUGAAAGUCAUUAUAAGGAACUGCUGAUGCACCAUGUCAGUCCUCCACCUGCCAGUUCAACUUCUGAGUGCUCCCUUAUUCGAAUGGGUUUUCCUCAGCAUACUAUUGCUUCUCUAUCUGAUCAAGAUGCAAAGCCUUCCUUUAGCAUGGCGCAAUUGGAAAAUAACAGUGACCCAGGUCUUACACUGGGUGGAUAUUUUUGUCCUCAGUGCAGAGCCAAAUACUGUGAGCUUCCUGUGGAAUGCAAAAUCUGUGGUCUUACGUUAGUGUCUGCACCUCACCUGGCUCGGUCUUACCAUCACUUGUUUCCUUUAGAUGCCUUUCAGGAAGUUCCACUGGAAGAAUACAAAGGGGAACGGUAUUGUCAAGGCUGCCAGGGAGAAAUGAAAGAUCAAAAUGUGUACAUAUGCAAAGUGUGUCAGAACACAUUUUGUGUGGAAUGCGAUCUGUUUAUUCAUGAUUCGCUGCACUGCUGUCCUGGCUGUAUUCACGAGCACCCUGCUCCUGUAUCUGUAUGAUCUCUUGAUAUCUUUUUAAAAAUUGCUGUAUCUUUGUCAUUCUUGCAUGAAUCUAAUUAGUUUAUUCAGCCAUUGCUCUAACUGAUGCACCUCUGAACAAGAUGAUUACAGAGGGAUGAACAGUGGAGUAGGAGCAAAUGAUAUUUUUAAAAUUUUUUUAUUACUUUUAAUAUAUACUUGAAUUAUCUGUAUCUAUUUUUUGUUCUAAAGAACUAUGGCUUUUUCCAGCGGUUAUUAUAACAACAUGUAUAUUUGUAAAUUUGUGAAAGUGAUAAAACUGCUUUUUAUGAUAA